Messenger RNA from Sphenostylis stenocarpa, 2655 nucleotides. The record is from the annotation of a GenBank genome assembly. NCBI's taxonomy places the organism in Eukaryota, Viridiplantae, Streptophyta, Magnoliopsida, Fabales, Fabaceae.
AUGGAGGAACGAAACUCUUGUUUCUUCAACCCUGCAAUCUUGGAUUCCCUCGCUGAGGAUUCUCUUCAGGAAAUCAUCGCCAGCUACAAUGGCUUCUGCAACUCUACGCAGUCCCUUCUCUCCGGCAACGGCGAUCUUUCCGUUGGACCAGACUUCGUUUCGCACGUUCACACCCUCUGCAAACACAGUCUCCAUUCCCUCGUUCAAGACCACUUUCUCCUAGUCCUCGAGGAGACUUUUGAACGAAUUGGGGCAUCGAGAUUUUGGCGCCAUUUUGAUCCCUAUUCUCACGUUGCGAAUUUGAACAAGAAUGAUGACCUUGACAUUGAUGAGGAUGAGAUUCAGAGUGUGUUGUAUAAUGCUUUGGAAGAGGUUACUUUGGAGAAACAGUAUCAGGAGAAGUGUCUUUUCGUGUUGGUGCAUGGUUUGCAAUCUUACAAGGACCAGAUGUCAGAGGAUAAACAUGGUUUUGAAGGAGAAAAAAGUUACCUUACUUCUAAGUAUCAAUGGAUUGUCUCUUCUGUUCUUAUGGCCACAGUUCCUCGGCAUUUCCCUGUUAUAUUGCAUUGGUAUUUUAAAAGAAAACUGGAGGAGUUAAGUACGAUUAUGGAUGAAGAGUUUUGUGAUGAUGCGUCUCAAGAUAAGGAUGGCAUGGAUUUAGAUGAAGGAGGAAAAAUAUGCAGCAAGGGUGGUGAAAUGGAUGUUGAUGAGUGCUAUAACGACCAUAGGUUCUCGGAAAACAGUAGACUGGUGAAGAACGUUGGAAAGGUUGUUCUUGAUCUUAGGAAUCUUGGAUUUACUUCCAUGGCUGAAGAUGCCUAUGCUUCUGCUAUAUUUUUACUACUGAAGGCAAAAGUAAAUGAUGUAGCUGGUGAUGAUUUCCGAAGUUCUGUUUUACAAUCUAUUAAAAGCUGGAUACAGGCUGUUCCUCUUCAAUUUCUGCAUGCGCUUCUUGUCUAUCUUGGCGACGUAGUUAGUUAUGAGAGUACUUCAUCAGGUUUGAAAUCACCUUUGGCACCACAACCAUCUUCGUGCUGUCCUGGAAUUAACACUCCCUCCGAAGGGCUAGUGAGAUGGAAAUUGCGGCUGGAAUAUUUUGCAUAUGAAACACUGCAAGAUUUAAGAAUAGCUAAAUUAUUUGAGAUAAUUGUUGAUUAUCCUGAGAGCUCUCCUGCAAUUGAAGAUUUAAAAUUGUGUCUUGAAUACACUGGACAACAUUCAAAGCUUGUGGAAUCGUUUAUUUCAGCACUGCGUUAUCGCUUGCUUACUGCAGGCGCAUCAACCAAUGAUAUAUUACACCAAUAUGUCUCAACUAUUAAAGCACUUAGGACAAUAGACCCUGCAGGUGUUUUCCUUGAGGCAGUUGGUGAACCCAUAAGGGAUUAUUUAAGAGGAAGGAGAGAUACCAUAAAGUGCAUAGUAACCAUGCUGACAGAUGGGACAGGUGGAAAUUCAAGUUCAUCUGGAAAUCCUGGAGAUAGUCUUCUUGAAGAAUUGAACAGAGAUGAAGAAAUUCAAGAGAAUGCUGGUGUUGAUGAUGAUUUUAACAGUGAUGAUAGGCAAGCAUGGAUCAAUGCCAUGCGAUGGCAACCUGACCCUGUGGAGGCCGAUCCAUUAAAGGGAAGCAGAAACCAAAGGAAGGUUGACAUACUUGGGAUGAUUGUUGGCAUAAUUGGUUCAAAAGAUCAAUUAGUUCAUGAAUAUCGAACUAUGCUUGCCGAGAAACUUCUAAAUAAAUCAGAUUAUGAUAUUGAUUCAGAGAUACGUACUCUAGAACUCCUCAAGAUACACUUUGGAGAGAGCAGCCUACAGAAAUGUGAGAUUAUGCUCAAUGAUCUAAUUGGCUCAAAGCGAACCAACAGUAACAUUAAAGCUACCAUAAAUCAGCCACCUCAGACAAGUGUUAAAGUUGAAGACAGUGCAAUAUCCAUGGAUGUAAUUUCUGCCACUAUCAUAUCUUCUAAUUUCUGGCCUCCAAUACAGGAUGAGCCCCUUAGCCUGCCUGAACCUGUUGAUCAGCUCCUAUCUGAUUAUGCCAAGAGAUUUAGUGAAAUCAAAACUCCUCGUAAGCUGCAGUGGAAAAAAAGUCUUGGAACCAUCAAGCUGGAGUUGCAGUUUCAGGAUAGGGAAAUGCAAUUCACAGUAGCCCCUGUUCACGCAUCUAUCAUUAUGAAAUUUCAAGAUCAACCAAGUUGGACAGCUAAUGACCUUGCGAAUGCUAUUGGGAUACCUGCUGAUGCUUUAAAUCGGAGAAUAAAUUUCUGGAUAAGCAAGGGAAUUAUUACAGAGUCGCAAGGGGAAGAUUCCUCUGAUCAUGUAUACACCAUUGUGGAAAACAUGGCUGAUACAAGUAAUAAUGGAGCUAGUACUGCUACUCAGGAACUUCUAGGAGGCGAUGAGGAGGAGGAGAGAUCCGUGGCCUCUGUGGAAAAUCAACUUCGUAAGGAAAUGACUGUAUAUGAGAAAUUUAUCCUGGGGAUGCUCACAAACUUUGGUAGCAUGGCAUUAGAUCGAAUCCACAAUACUCUCAAGAUGUUUUGCAUUGCUGAUCCCCCAUAUGAUAAGUCACUCCAACAACUACAAAGCUUUUUAUCUGGUCUAGUCUCCGAGGAGAAGUUAGAACUUCGGGAUGGAAUGUACUUUCUGAAGAAGUAG